GCCGCCGGCGUAGCGUUGUCGCUGGCUGGCCGCUGCCCGCGGAGUGGUGAGGGGAGGCGAGAGGCGGCGUGAGGAGAGCCGGGCCGGGGGCGCCGCCAUGGGGAGGCGGCCGCGGGGGCAGCGGCAGCGCGGCCCGCCGCUGAGGGCCCGCGGAGUCCACAGCACCUCUGUAGCCACUCCUGUGGUGUUCCUGUUUUGGUCCUGGCCUUCUGAUCCUGUGCAGAAUACACACAGAUGGGGAACAAGGGAAGAUGAGAAACAACCUUUGGAACGUGGAGCUGGGAGACUGAGGAGCCACGCUGGGAGGACCCUCUCUGCAGGAUGUUCUCUCCACCAAAGAACUCCGUGUAACAGGCGAUGAUGACAAUCCCGGCGGGACCUUGGAAAGCACUAACAUUUCAGUAGCCCAGCACCUGCGGGUGGCCACUUAUCCCUUCUUCUCCACGCCCCACUCUCCCAUCGCUCACCGUGAUGGUGUAUUAACCAAGAAGAGCCCUGCUUCUUUCCUCCUCACCCCUCAACUUUCGGCAGCUCUGGGAUUUGUAUGGCAGCAGCGUAACCGUGGAGAGGCCGGGGUAUCACAAACUUAUGGAUUUUGAUAAGAGAGGAGGGAAAGGGGAGCUGGAGGAAGGUAAAAGAAUGUCCAAGACAGGCGGAGGAAGGAGCAGUCAUGGAAGCCGGAGUGCUGGAACCAACUCGGGAGUCUUAAUGGUGGGUCCCAACUUCCGGGUCGGCAAGAAGAUUGGAUGCGGCAAUUUCGGGGAGCUCCGUCUAGGAAAGAACCUCUACACAAACGAAUACGUAGCUAUCAAAUUGGAACCCAUAAAAUCCCGGGCCCCCCAGCUGCACCUGGAGUAUCGGUUCUACAAACAGCUCGGCAAUGCAGAAGGAAUUCCUCAGGUUUACUACUUUGGCCCCUGCGGGAAGUACAAUGCCAUGGUGUUGGAGCUGCUAGGACCCAGCCUAGAAGAUCUCUUUGAUCUGUGUGAUCGGACCUUCACGCUCAAGACCGUCCUGAUGAUCGCAAUCCAGCUGAUCACACGGAUGGAGUAUGUCCACACCAAAAGCCUGAUCUACAGAGAUGUCAAGCCAGAGAACUUCCUGGUGGGGCGGCCGGGCAGCAAGCGGCAGCACACCAUCCACAUCAUCGAUUUUGGCCUGGCCAAAGAGUAUAUUGACCCCGAGACCAAAAAACACAUCCCCUACCGAGAGCACAAGAGCCUGACAGGGACAGCACGCUACAUGAGCAUCAACACCCACCUUGGGAAAGAACAAAGCCGCAGGGAUGACCUGGAAGCAUUAGGGCACAUGUUUAUGUACUUCCUCCGUGGGAGCCUUCCUUGGCAAGGCCUCAAGGCUGACACGCUAAAGGAGAGGUAUCAGAAGAUCGGCGACACUAAAAGAGCCACUCCAGUGGAGGUGCUCUGUGAGAACUUCCCAGAGGAGAUGGCCACGUACUUGCGUUACGUGCGGCGGCUGGAUUUCUUUGAGAAGCCUGACUAUGACUACCUGCGGAAGCUCUUCACAGACUUGUUUGAGAGGAACGGUUACGUGUUUGACUAUGAAUACGACUGGGCAGGGAAACCGCUGCCCACCCCCAUUGGCACGAUGCACAGCGAGGUGCAGGUGCAGCCCCCGAACAGAGACAAAGCACAGCCACACACCAAACACCAGCCGCCCGAGGGGACGGAGUUGUGGGAUCCUCAGGCCGGUGGGCAGCCUGCCGAGGAGCCUUUGGGAGCUCACCUGGCAGCCGGCAGGCUCGGGGGGUCCGUCCAGGUGAUGAGCUCCACCAACGGAGAGCUGAACACGGACGACCCGACGGCAGGACAUUCGAACGCCCCCAUCACAGCCCCCACCGAGGUGGAGGUGACAGACGAUACAAAGUGCUGCUGUUUCUUCAAGAGAAGGAAGAGGAAAACCACCAAGCGUCGCAAGUGAGCUGCCGGGGCCGGGUGGAGCGGCGUGCACGAUGGCUCCUCUCCCUCUGGCCGUGGCUGGAUCUUGACCUACGGAGCCGGCAGCGGCCCCUCGGUUUGGAAGGGGACGGGGGGGGCCGAGCCGGACGGCCUCCCCCAGCGCCCCACGCGCAGGCGGGGAGCGGGGCCUCCCCAAACUGCUUGUCCUUUCCUCCGCCACUCACCCAGUGUGUGGCCGUUUACUCGAACCAAGCCCAACUUCGCUGAAGUUCCUGCGUCUGUCAAAAAGAGAAAAAAAAAAAAAAAAAAAAAGAAAAGAAAGAAACCGAAACAAAUCCACAUGCUUUUGAGUCUAUAACAAGUUUGAAAAUGGGGAUCAAGUCAACAGACUCUGAACCGUCGCUGUCAGAAGAAGCAGAAGACAAUUUCAAGAGCAGUGGGCUAAGGAGGAAAUUUUUUUUUUUUUUCUGUUGCUUCUUUGUCUCUUAAGUUAAUUUAAAGUGAGUCUCGGUGCA
Messenger RNA from Falco peregrinus (peregrine falcon), 2434 nucleotides. It is a transcript of the gene CSNK1G2, whose product is annotated as casein kinase 1 gamma 2. Lineage: Eukaryota; Metazoa; Chordata; Aves; Falconiformes; Falconidae. Gene Ontology annotation, molecular function: protein serine/threonine kinase activity; ATP binding. The coding region runs from base 589 to 1941 and encodes 450 amino acids. Gene Ontology annotation, biological process: endocytosis; signal transduction; peptidyl-serine phosphorylation. The transcript has 14 exons. Gene Ontology annotation, cellular component: plasma membrane; cytoplasm; nucleus. The record is from RefSeq and is a predicted model, not a curated record.